Molecule: messenger RNA, 2114 nt
Organism: Penaeus vannamei (Pacific white shrimp)
Lineage: Eukaryota; Metazoa; Arthropoda; Malacostraca; Decapoda; Penaeidae
Source: RefSeq, a predicted model, not a curated record
GGAAAAGAAGAAAGGAGAAAAAAGAAGAGAAAAAGAAGAAAAGAAAAGAGCAGAAGAUCCUUUGCCCCCAAAGAAGAAAGAAAGCAAGAAAGAAAAAAAACGGAAUCCCGAAAGAACGGAAAUCGAGACACAGGUGCGAAUAUGAGAGGAGGUGCGAAUAACAGCAUCAUUAGAUGAGGUGCGAAUAACAGCAUUAUCAGAGGAGGUGCGAAUAACAGCAUCAUCAGAUGAGGUGUGAAUAACAGCAUCAUUAGAGGAGGUGCGAAUAACAGCAUCAUCAGAGUAGGUGCGAAUAACAGCAUCUUCAGAGUAGGUGCGAAUAACAGCGUCAUCAGUAGAGGUGCGAAUAACAGCAGCAUGGACGUGUACACGGUGGAAAAACACCUCGAGUUCGCCGCGGAUAAAGGAGAGCGGGAGAGCUCGUCCGAAAGACGGAUUCGACUCCUGAGACAGGGCCUCAAGAUGUUCCUGUGCAGCUUGGCCAUGUGGACAAUGGGCUCGAUGUACGUGUACCCCUCGGUCCUGGCGCACGACCUGGCCGCCCACAACACCACCAUCUACGGCUCCCUCAUCAGCCUUACGAGUUCGCAGAUCGACAUGACAGGCAGCCUGGUGAUGCUGGGCGCGACGGCGGGCGCGUGGCUCGUGGCGCCCAUCAUGAUGCGGCUGGGGCGGCGGGCGGGCGUCCUGGCGUCUGGCUCCACGGCGCUGCUGGGCUGGCUCGGGGUGGCUCUCCUGCCCGAGCCCCUUGGCAUCCUGCUGGCACGCGGCCUCUCGGGACUCGCGGCCGGCGGGCUCUCGCUCGUGGCCAACAGCUUCGGCAUAGAGCUGGCAGACCCCGAGGUGCGGGGCAUGAUGGCCAUGGUGCUCAACCUCGGCAUUUUGCUAGGCCAGGUGGUGACGGUGUGCGUGGGAUAUGACGCGCGCUACUUCGUCGUGGCACUGGUCGACAUGGCACUCCCGCUGGGACUCAUACUCUCCCUCUUCCAUCUCCCGGAGAGUCCGUCCUACCUCGUGCUCAAAGGACGCGAGGGCGAGGCGCGCGAAGUCCUCCUUGAUCUCCGAGGGCGAUAUGCUGACAUCGAGGGCGAGAUCCAGAGCUACAAGGACCUCAACCACACCAGCGACAGCAAGGGGGCGUGGCGUGACCUCCUUCGACCUCAGGUGCUCAAAGACCUGGCUGUCGUCUCGACCUUGUUUAUACUCAUGUAUUUCACAGGUUACCAGGUGAUCAGCGCGAACACUUCGAGAAUGUUCGAGGCGGCGGGUUCCAGCGUCGACGACAGCCUGUCCACCAUUAUUGUUAAUGUCGUACAGGUCGCCGCCGCCGCCGUCGCCUCCCCUGAUGGACCGCCUCGGCCGCCGCCGCAGCACGAUGCUCUCGUACGGCGUGAUGUGCGUGUCGCUGGGCGGCCUGGCCGUGUACCUGCUGGCGGCGGGGGAGCAGGACCCGCAGCCCCAGGCGUGGAUCCCCCUGGUGUGCCUCAUGGCCACGCAGGGCGCCGUCACCAUCGGGGUGAAUCCGGUUCCCUUCAUCCUGAGCAGCGAGUACUUCCCGACCCGCAUCCGGGCCUUGGCCGCUGGCAUCUGCUACACGGUCGGCAACCUCGCGGGGUUUCUGGUGCUGCAGCUGUACACGCCCAUGCUCGAGGCCUUCACCCAGGUGGGCCUCUAUGCAUUCUACUCGUCCGUGUGCCUUGUAGGAAUUCCCUUCACGUAUUUCUUCGUCAGAGAGACAGCCGGAGCCAAGGUCGGGUGAGGGGUUUCGGACGAAGCCUGGUGGAAGGAUGUGAACGAGUUUGGUGAAGAAAAAAAGAAGGAAAAUGGAUUUAGAAGAAAAAGAAAGAACGGAAGGAAAAUAAAAUAAAUGUACUUGGAAUAGAAUGGAAGAACGAAGGAAGAGAAGCAAACUGCAGUCGAAAGAGGCUGGAAGAGCGACGUUUAUAGAACAACGCAAAUUGGUCUCAUUAUAUCCAUACCAUGUGAUUUUUAACUUAGUCAAGGAAAUAAAAGGGUGAAUGUAUUUUUAUUAGAAUGUAGCGAAUAUUUGUCUACAUAUCAAUUGUAGUUUAAUAAACAAAUUGUCCAAAGUAGAAUAAAUAUCAGAUUUGAAA